This is a messenger RNA of Fusarium poae, 699 nucleotides long. RefSeq lists its product as uncharacterized. The record is from RefSeq and is a predicted model, not a curated record. The transcript has 6 exons. Bases 1 to 699 code for a protein of 232 amino acids. Gene Ontology annotation, molecular function: calcium ion binding; monooxygenase activity. NCBI's taxonomy places the organism in Eukaryota, Fungi, Ascomycota, Sordariomycetes, Hypocreales, Nectriaceae.
AUGGAUUUCGACGACCCCAAAAACACAAAGUCUUACUCUGAUGCACUCAAGCCAUAUCAGCCGGGAGUUGACAAGCCCAGACUGGCCCAUGCAGGCGUUGCAAGAGCCAAUCUUGCUGCUACUCAUGAGCGUCCUGAGGGGACGACCGAUAAUGAUUGGGCUGAUCGACAUCGCGACCAAACCGUUCUGCAACAACAUUGCGAUUUCUUUGACAAGGAUCACGAUGGCGUGAUAUGGCCGCUCGAUACAUUUAGAGGUUUCUACCAACUGGGUUACGGGAUCAUCCUUUCUAUCAUCUCGGUCCUCGUCAUCCACGGCAACUUCUCAUACCCAACACAGUCGUCGCUUCUCCCUGAUCCCUUCUUCCGAAUCUACAUUGACAACAUUCAUAAGGAUAAGCAUGGCAGCGACACUGGAACUUAUGACACUGAAGGACGCUUCAUUCCACAGAAGUUUGAGGACAUGUUCUCCAAAUAUGCGGAAGGUCGUGAUUACUUGACGAUAUGGGAUGUCAUCAGCUUGAUGAAGGGGCAGAGAUUGAUCGCUGAUCCCAUCGGAUGGGGAGGAGCUUUCUUUGAAUGGUUGGCGACUUAUAUCUUACUUUGGCCAGAUGAUGGACGUAUGAUGAAGGAGGAUAUCAGAGGAAUCUACGACGGGAGUGUCUUUUACAAGGUCGCUGCUCGAAGGGCCCAGAAGUGA